AAACUUAUUUAAAAUGUCCAAAUAUUUUGUUACUGCUUUUCUAUUAGUGGCUUUUGGAAGCGUUUUAUCCAAUGCCUAUACAACAGCUAACUUGAAGGAAGAACCAGAGGCUAUUCAACCUAUUCCUGAAGCUGUAGAAGCUGUAGGUGACACUGAAGAACCUCAAGACAUCCGAAUUGAUGGAAAAGAUGCCGCAGAUGGAACUAAUCAAGGUCUUAUUGCUACAUAUUGGAAUAAUUUCCUGAAAAGAGCACGUCUACCUUUGCCAACUUUUAAUAUUACAAAUCCUUUAUCAAACAUUUUCACUCCAUAUGUUGUUGAAGUUGACUCCCCCCCCGAACAACAACAACAACAGCCACAUCAACAGCAAGUGCAACCACAACCAGCUCUUAUUUUACUUGAUCCUGCAACCCAACAAUACUAUCGAGUUCAGCCAAUUUCAUCAUAG
This is a messenger RNA of Episyrphus balteatus (marmalade hoverfly), 448 nucleotides long. RefSeq lists its product as uncharacterized. The record is from RefSeq and is a predicted model, not a curated record. The transcript has 3 exons. NCBI's taxonomy places the organism in Eukaryota, Metazoa, Arthropoda, Insecta, Diptera, Syrphidae. The coding region runs from base 14 to 448 and encodes 144 amino acids.